UCUCUAUUUUGUUUCUACUUCUUCUUGAUCUCUAUCCGGAACAAAUUAAUUGCGUCAUUCCUUUUUUGACAUAGCUAUCGAUUGUACACGUGUUUCUGUAUUUUUUGUUAAAUCGUCAGUGGUGAUCGGAGAGAAUGGCGUCGACGGAGCACUUGGUGACCGGCGGCGGAGGAGGAGGAGGAGGAGGCCCGAGGUACGUGCAAGUGCAAUCGGAGCCGCUGCCGAUGAUGAUGUCAUCAUUCUUCUCCUUUCAUCAUCAUCACGGAGCCGAGUCAGCUCGAAUUUUCGAUGAGUUGCCUAAGGCUACUAUUAUUCAGGUGUCCCGCCCCGAUGCUGCCGAUAUUAGCCCUAUUAUGCUCACUUAUACAAUUGAAUUCCAAUACAAACAGUUCAAGUGGCAGUUAGUCAAGAAAGCUUCACAAGUAUUCUAUUUACAUUUUGCGUUGAAGAAAAGGGCAUUUAUUGAGGAAAUUCAUGAAAAGCAGGAGCAGGUCAGAGAAUGGCUUCAAAAUUUAGGAAUAGGAGAUCAUACACCGGUUAUACAGGAUGACGAAGAAGCUGAAGAUGAGACCAUUCCUCUGCGUAAUGAUGAAAGUGUCAAAAACAGAGAUGUUCCGUCAAGUGCUGCCCUGCCAAUUAUUCGGCCUGCCCUAGGACGGCAGAAUUCAAUGUCUGACAGAUCAAAAGUAGCAAUGCAAGGCUACUUGAAUCACUUUCUUGGGAACAUGGAUAUAGUGAAUUCGCGGGAGGUUUGCAGAUUUUUGGAAGUCUCCAGGUUGUCCUUUUUACCAGAGUAUGGUCCUAAGCUAAAAGAAGAUUAUGUCAUGGUGAAGCACUUACCAAAAAUCCCCAGAGAUGAUGAACAUCAAGGCUGUUGUUCAUGUCAGUGGUUCAGCUGCUGCAAAGACAAUUGGCAGAAGGUCUGGGCUGUACUCAAGCCUGGAUUUCUGGCCUUCCUCAAAGAUCCUUUUGAUGCGCAACCUCUAGAUAUAAUUGUAUUUGAUGUACUACCAGCAUCAGAUGGUAAUGGAGAUGGCCGUGUAUCAUUAGCAAAAGAAGUAAAGGAUCACAAUCCUUUGCGCCAUUAUUUCAGGGUAUCUUGUGGAAUCCGGUGCAUCAAGGUCAGAACCAAGGCCAAUGCUAAAGUCAAAGAUUGGGUUGCUGCAAUUAAUGAUGCUGGUCUUAGGCCACCUGAGGGUUGGUGUCACCCUCACCGUUUUGGAUCUUUUGCUCCUCCUCGGGGAUUGACAGAAGAUGGUAGUCAGGCUCAGUGGUUUGUAGAUGGUCGGGUGGCAUUUGAAGCGAUUGCUUUGGCAAUUGAGGAUGCAAAAUCAGAGAUAUUUAUUUGUGGUUGGUGGCUCUGCCCAGAACUCUACCUGCGGCGGCCUUUUGAUGCUCAUGCAUCCUCUCGGCUUGAUGCUUUACUAGAAAUGAAAGCUAAGCAAGGUGUUCAGAUUUAUAUUCUUCUAUACAAAGAGGUUGCCCUAGCUCUGAAAAUUAACAGCGUCUACAGCAAGAAAAAGCUUCUUGGCAUCCAUGAGAAUGUGAGAGUACUACGAUAUCCAGACCAUUUUUCUACUGGUGUCUAUUUAUGGUCGCACCAUGAGAAAAUUGUUAUUGUUGACCACCAUAUUUGCUUUCUUGGAGGGCUUGACCUCUGCUUUGGUCGCUAUGAUUCAUUUGAUCACAAAGUGGGCGAUUACCCUCCCUGCAAUUGGCCUGGAAAGGACUAUUACAACCCAAGAGAGUCAGAACCAAAUUCAUGGGAAGAUACUAUGAAAGAUGAAUUAGAUCGGCAAAAGUAUCCGCGUAUGCCAUGGCAUGAUGUCCACUGUGCUUUUUGGGGACCGCCUUGCCGUGAUGUUGCUAGACAUUUUGUUCAGCGUUGGAACUAUGCAAAGAGGAAUAAAGCUCCAUAUGAGGAGGCGAUCCCACUCCUUAUGCCACAGCAUCACAUGGUUAUUCCCCACUACAUGGGAAUUAACAGAGACAUUGAUGAUGAAAUUAAGAAUGAUGGAAACAUCCGUAAACGCACCAAAAAGCAAGAAUCAUUCUCGUCUCGAUCAUCCUGCCAGGAUAUCCCCUUGCUCAUGCCUCAAGAAGCAGAUGGGCUCGAUGCUUCAGAGGGGCAAUUAAAAUUAAAUGGUUUAAGUAGGGAAUAUGGUUUCCAUGAUCAAGCAAGCAGGCCCAGCAAAAGUCCUUUCUCUUUCCGAAAGUCAAAAGUUGAACCAAUUAAUCCAGAUAUGCCAAUGAAAGGUUUUGUAGAUGAUCUUGAUGCCUCACAUAUGCUGCAGGAGUUGUCUUCCAUGCAGCCUGGAUUCAAGCCUUCAGGUAAUGAAUGGUGGGAAACACAGGAUCGAAGUGGUCAAGUUGAUCUGGCAGAUGAAAGUGGACAAGUUGGUCCUCGUGUUUCAUGUCGAUGUCAGGUUAUAAGGAGUGUCAGUCAAUGGUCUGCUGGAACUAGCCAAAUAGAGGAAAGCAUUCACAGUGCUUACUGUUCUCUUAUCGAGAAGGCAGAACACUUCAUAUAUAUUGAGAAUCAAUUCUUCAUCUCAGGUCUUUCUGGAGACGAGAUCAUACGGAAUCGUGUAUUGGAAGCAUUAUACCAACGCAUUAUGCGAGCUUACAAGGAAAAGAAGUGUUUCAGAGUUAUAAUUGUCAUACCACUUCUUCCAGGCUUCCAGGGUGGUGUGGAUGAUGGUGGUGCAGCAUCUGUGAGAGCAAUUAUGCAUUGGCAGUAUCGAACAAUAUGCAGAGGACGUAAUUCGAUAUUGGACAAUCUUUAUGAUCACAUCGGACCUCGAGUGCAUGACUAUAUAUCUUUCUACGGUCUUAGAGCUCAUGGUAGACUUUUUGAAGGUGGUCCUGUGGCCUCCAGUCAGGUGUAUGUACAUAGCAAGAUCAUGAUAGUUGACGAUUGUAUAACUCUAGUUGGAUCUGCUAAUAUCAAUGAUAGAAGUUUGCUUGGCUCAAGGGACUCUGAGAUUGGUGUACUAGUUGAGGACAAAGAACUGUUUGAUUCAUUAAUGGGAGGCAAGCCAUGGAAGGCUGGGAAGUUUGCAUCGAGCUUGCGGCUUUCUCUAUGGUCUGAGCACCUUGGUCUUAGAGCUGGAGAGGUCCAUCAAAUAAGAGAUCCGGUGAUUGAUUCUACAUAUAAGGGAAUAUGGAUGGCAACUGCCAAGACAAAUACCAUGAUCUACCAAGAUGUUUUUUCUUGUAUACCCAAUGAUCUAAUCCAUUCCAGGGCUUCUCUCCGUCAAUGCAUGGUCUACUGGAAAGAAAAACUUGGCCAGGCAACCAUUGAUUUAGGAAUAGCCCCAAAUAAGCUCGAGUCUUAUCAAGAUGGGGAUAUUAAAUGCACUGAUCCCUUGGAGAGGUUAGAAUCUGUUAGGGGGCAUCUUGUUUCUUUCCCUUUGGAUUUCAUGUCCAAAGAAGAUUUAAGACCUGUGUUCAAUGAAAGCGAGUACUAUGCAUCAUCUCAAGUUUUUCACUGAGCAUCAUCUUUAUUAACUACGGCUUGUAUAUAGCUGAAAAUUAUCUUCCACGUGUCUUUAAGUAUGGUGAGACAUGCACCUCAGGCGGAGAGUACACACACAGAGGGAGCCCCCCAACCAGAGAGAGAGAGAGAGAUGGAAAGGGGUGGUGGUUGACCAGAAACUUCAGUUCGAAGCAAGAAAAUACAGCAAGAAAAUGGAAGUUAUAUAUAGGCGCUCUUUAGCGGGGCUCUUAAUGUUCGAGGAAGUGGAAGUUAUAUACAAGUUUCUCUGCUUAAUGUUUCUACAUGUAUAUGAAUGAAAUUAAAGUUUCAUGAUUCACUCUGGUGUUCCUCAAGGCAUUAGUCCAUUGUUGGCACCUGAACUAUCAUAGCUGGUGGUCUACUUUGACAAUAAGCGCCGGAGUUUGCCAGUUGCGGGAAGCACUUUCAUUAAGAUUUGCAGUUCUGUUCAUAGAGGAGGAUGAGGAUCCAGUGACAGAGAAAUGAUUGUUUCCGAUCUCAACGGAUAAUAUUCAGCACGAUAUCAGCAGGCACCGAAGAUUUCUAAAUUCUUCAUGGGAGUGAUAUUUUAUGUACUUGAAAGAUUCACAAAAAUUUGUGCACAAGACUUCUCUGCAAUAUAGAUUAUAGAGCAAUAUGGUUCAACCAACCUCCCCUCACCCCUAAAAAAAUAAAAACCGAAAAAAGGAACAUUUUGGAUAGACGUUGAUGACUUCUUUUUUUUUUUUUUUUUAUGCUUCCUGACACAUUGAUAACUUGUUGGCCAUGUAUCUCAAAUUAACUUUUACAUAAAUUAGUUCCUAUAAA
This is a messenger RNA of Coffea eugenioides, 4303 nucleotides long. RefSeq names its product phospholipase D zeta 1. Lineage: Eukaryota; Viridiplantae; Streptophyta; Magnoliopsida; Gentianales; Rubiaceae. Gene Ontology annotation, molecular function: D-type glycerophospholipase activity. Bases 135 to 3494 code for a protein of 1119 amino acids. The record is from RefSeq and is a predicted model, not a curated record. The transcript is spliced from 20 exons. Gene Ontology annotation, biological process: phospholipid catabolic process; intracellular signal transduction; phosphatidic acid biosynthetic process. Gene Ontology annotation, cellular component: plasma membrane.